Messenger RNA from Scheffersomyces amazonensis, 2061 nucleotides. RefSeq names its product NAD(+) diphosphatase. Gene Ontology annotation, biological process: NADP+ catabolic process; NAD+ catabolic process. The transcript has a single exon. Lineage: Eukaryota; Fungi; Ascomycota; Pichiomycetes; Serinales; Debaryomycetaceae. The record is from RefSeq and is a predicted model, not a curated record. Gene Ontology annotation, molecular function: NADH pyrophosphatase activity. Gene Ontology annotation, cellular component: peroxisome; cytosol. Bases 195 to 1715 code for a protein of 506 amino acids.
CUGUAUCAUAUAUUAUAUUUCGCACAGUAUUUCCGAGUAGUCGUUCACACUUUUAGUGGAGAUGUCUCGGCAGAAAAGAGACACUAUCGCCGGCAAUAUACUGAUCCCCCAAAAAUUUGAUAACUCAGCAUUAUACAUAUAUAGAAAACCCAACCCCACCCAGACCAAAGUAAUUGAUUCAAGAGAAUCGUUGAAUGGUCCAUAGAGGUUUACAAGUAUUAAUCCAUAGUUCUAGUAAAAUAAGGAAUUGUAAAUCAAUUACGAAACAUCGCCAUUUAUCCUCGGCAUUACCUAAUUAUAAUCUAAGACAAUUUAAUACCAUGACAUCAACAUCAUAUCAAAGUUAUACAACACUUGAAGAACAAAAGAAUAAUAUUUAUUUUGGAGCCGAAGUGGUUAAUAGAGUGUCAUUUCUUCGAGAAGAUAGUGAAUUUGUAAGUAAAAGUUUACUUCAUCCAUCAACAAGAUUUAUAUUUUAUCUUGAUAGUGAUCCAUUAGUUAGUAAAUAUUUAGAAAAAAAAUUAAUUGUAUUAACAAAUGGUUCAAAUCAAUUAAGAAAUAAUGAUAAUUAUGAUACAAAUUCUAAAGAAUUUAGUAAAGGAUUAUUAAAUAUUUCUGAUUUAAAUUGGUUAGAAAUUUUAAAUCAAUUUCAACAUGAUAAUAAAGAAAAACAUCCAAGUUUAAGAGAUGAAAAACCAAGUUUUUUAUUUCUUGGAUUAUUUGAUCAAAGUGUUGGAUUAGAUUUAUUAAAAUUAAAAAUGGAAGAUAUUUCUAUAGAUGAAGAAGGUAGUCAAGAUGAAAGAUAUUUAGAUUAUCAAGGUAGAUAUCAAGGUAUACCAUAUUAUGCAGUAGAUUUAACUGAUAGUCCUGAAUUAUCAAAAUUAAUUAUAUCAUUUGUUAAUGAUAGAAUUAAUCUUGUAUCAAAUACUCCAGAAAAAACUCCUGAUGAUAAUGGAAUUUUUUAUACAAAAUCUAGAAAACAUUAUUUAACUUUUACAAAUGUUGAAGCUGCUUUAUAUUCUCAUGGUAAAAUGUAUUUUGAUUGGAUUAAUAGAAAUAGAUUUUGUCCUGGUUGUGGUCAUAAAGUAAUUCCAAUUCAUGCUGGUGGUAAAUUACAUUGUACAAAUCAAGAAACUUUUAGUGAUAAUGAAGGUAAAAUAAAAAGUAAUUGUCCAGUUAAAAGAGCUCAUGUUUCGAAUGUAACUUUCCCUCGUACUGAUGCAGUGGUAAUUACUGCAAUUACUAAUGAAGAAAGAACUAAAAUUUUAUUAUCAUUAGGUAAAAGACAUGCAGCUACUAGAAUGUAUGCAUGUACAGCAGGAUUUAUGGAACCAUCUGAAACAGUUGAAGUUGCCCUUAAACGAGAAAUUUGGGAAGAAACUGGAGUUAGAUGUAAUUCAAUUGAAUUGGUUAUGACACAACCUUGGCCAUUCCCUGGUAAUCUUAUGAUUGGAUGUUUAGCCGUGGUUCAAUUUAAUGGAGAAAAUGAAAUCAUUCAUUUAGGUCAUGAUAAAGAGUUGGAAGAUGCUAAAUGGUUUGAUAUCUCAUUUAUUAGAAAACUUGUAUAUCCUGAAGAAGCAGCCGAUGAAAAUAUUGAAGAUUACAAUCCGGAUAUGAUCUUGAUUCCUAUGCCUGAAUCAGUUGCAUUUCAAUUAAUUAAAAUGAUUAUUGAUCAAGCAGCAGAUAAACAUAAGUUAAAGGACAAUAAGUUAUAAACACUAUUUUAAUAACAUUCUAUAAGUAAAUGUAUCAACAUAUAUUCAAGACUUAAGAUAUAUUAACUAUGGUGCGCUACCAUGUGCGCUCAAAAUUAAUUAUUAUGUAAAGCAAUUGUUACAUUUAGGUAUGUUUAACUGACACACAAAACCUUUAUAUAAUAAUGAUACUAUUAUUUCAUGUACUUCUCUUGAGCAAUUCUCUGACGUAAUACAUACUUACACUAAUGACUUUAGUGUAAUACAGUAGACGAUAUUAAGCAUAUUAGCGAUUAAUAUACUGCGGUAAGGAGGCGCGGAAGUAUUGCGUCAAAAGGAAUGGCAAAAGGAAAUAAAAUCGAUCGGA